AUGCUUGCCAUUGCCAAGAGCUCCAUGGAGUUAGUUCUUGUCCUCUGUGCGGUGGCGACCAUGCUGGGUUACCACCUUCUCCUCCUAUACCGGAUCUUCUGGCGCCCGCACGCCACCAUGAUCGGCUACGAGAACCACAACAAGCUCGCUUGGGUCGAACGCGUGGCGCGGGCGACGACGGCGCCAGAGGAGGCCGCGCUGGCGCUGAGCGUGAUCUCCGACGGCAUCUCGGCGUCGACCACGCUGGCGUCGCUGUGCAUCGCGCUGGCCUCGCUCAUCGGCGCGUGGGUGAGCAGCAGCGCGUCCCCGGCGCUCACGUCCGGCGGCGGCGAGGCGGCGGCGACGGCGACGGCAAAGUACGCCUCGCUCCUGGCCUGCUUCCUCGCGUCCUUCACAUGCUUCGUCCAGUCCGCCGGGUGCUACGUGCACGCAAGCUUCCUGAUCAGCGCACUGGGCUCCGACGCGCCGGUGAGCCACGUGCAGAGCGCGGUGCUCCGGGGCGGUGGCUUCUGGGCCACGGGGCUCCGGGCGCUCUACCUCGCCACGGCCCUUCUCGUGUGGGUCGCCUUCGGGGCGGCUGCCAUGGUCGCCUGCUCCGUGCUCACCGUCGCCGUGCUCUACCUGCUGGACAGCAAUUCCGUGCCAGUGCACCGCCACCAGUUCAUGCUCCGAAGUAAAGGGCUGUCCGUGACGACGGCGAGACCGAUCGUCGUCGCAAGAGGAGAUGCAUCGUGA
Messenger RNA from Miscanthus lutarioriparius, 735 nucleotides. The record is from the annotation of a GenBank genome assembly. Lineage: Eukaryota; Viridiplantae; Streptophyta; Magnoliopsida; Poales; Poaceae.